AUGAAAAAGAGAAAGCAUUUUCCUUCACUAGGGUGUCUUUUCUUCAAGCAUAUGUUCAAAGCUCAACAAUUUGUUUGUCCAUUCCAUUCAAAUCAAUCCAUGGGGUCAGCUUUCAAGGUGUGGGAUCAUUGUCGAGCAUUGAGGAGUAUUGUAGCACAGCAAUCCUGGCAAACCCUAAAUAUGUUAUGUAAUUGCUUCAUAUGA
Messenger RNA from Lactuca virosa, 204 nucleotides. The record is from the annotation of a GenBank genome assembly. Lineage: Eukaryota; Viridiplantae; Streptophyta; Magnoliopsida; Asterales; Asteraceae.